AGAAUUCACAGAAUUUUCUGUUCGUUUCCGGAUCUUUCAUUCGGGUUCUUCCUCUGUUUUGCUAGCUUGUCGUGAUAUCUGGUAUUUUUGUAGGACGGGUAACUAAAUUGUUCUUUGAUAUCAUUUGUUUUAGCUCCUACAUUUUUAAUAUGUUUACUUUUUCCCGUUAAAAACUAUUAUGCUAUAUUUACCCCAUCUAUAUCUGUAGGCUAUAUCUCUGCAUAUGUCUGGAAUUAGUGCACGCUUUUAUAGUGUAGGUAUAUUGCCUUGGAAAUCCCUUCAAUGUUUAUAACUGGCCAAUGAUUGUGUGCACCAGUUCAUAUUUUAAGAAACGUGUAUCCUGAAUGUAUAUAAUAAUAGAUGACAGUUCUGAUUAAUCUUUCAACAAUCAAGCUUUGUUUUUCAACGUGAGUAAGGUCUUAGAGUUUGGCAUGUCUGUGGUGAUUGAGUCGUUGGCAAAACGCGUCCUUGAUUAAAAGAAGUGUUGAAUAUUAACUGUGGCCUAAACUCGCAGAUUGUUUUGGCCUCCCAAUGAUCAAACACUCGAUGGCAGUGCCGGGCAGACACUGUUUGGUCAAUUGCCCUCUCAAAGCGCUUAGCGCGCGGCAAGUUUACAGACCACAGUGUUAUUUAACCAUCUCGUUGCGGUCGAAAAUAUCGAUAACCUCUCCCACUUGUAUAAGAGCCCGAAAGAAAGCUCACGUUAUUCGCAUUUUUUUCUUCAAAGAAUAAAAUAUGACAAGCGCCCAUUUAAAUAUAUCCCAUGUAAAACAUCAAUCUUAAUCUAAGAUAACCAUCUUCAAUUUAAUCCGGGUUCAGUUAAUAUAUCAAUACCAACGAACAACAGUGUGUGUGCAUUUUUUUUUCAUUUAUAUCUAUAUCGCCAUCACAAUUAUUAACGUUUUUUUCAAAGUUACACCUCAAACAGUGUACUUCUAAGAUAACAAUAUUUCCCACGGAGUAUGAAGAUCUUAGUGAUUAUUGUUGCUUUUUCAUGCUAAGCUUCUGCUCGUCUCUCUUAUCUGUCUGGUGCAUUUAUAGUGAACUCAUCCAGAUUUAACUGGCCAUAAAAUCUAUCCUGUGUCUCUCAUUCAAAAGCCCAGAUUAUUUUACUGCGAUGUUUUUAUUUUACAAGACAUGUAAACCAUACUCCUGACAUCAUAAUAGAAUCGGCAGUGCGCAAAUUAAUCCAUUUUACUUUAAGUAAACUGUGGUUGCAGGAAAACUCAGAAAAUAUUCUUGAUUUCCCCAGUACAUUUAAAACACGGGUGUUACACCGCGUCUUUUUUUUUAAAGCGUGGAAUUUAGUCCUGUAAAAUUAUCCGAUUAAUCAGAUUUUCUAAACGUUAUCUUUGUCUUAUACUAAAACCAAAGUUAGAAACAUUUCAAGCAAAGGCAGGUCUCCCAGGUAGACUCCGAGCGCAGUUGGUCAUACCCCCUCCUCCCCACCACACUCACUCCUAUACCCCCUCCGUCCCAUCCCUUCUUCCUGCAGUCCGCCUCUCCUCCUCCACGGGUCCUACCUUUGGAGUGCGUCACGUGGUCCCGCUCUUACAAAUAACUCGAAGUAAAGUAAAGACCGAAUCAGAGAACAGUUAUAUGAGGCAUUAUCAGCCUCCACGGCUAUUUUCUGAUACCGAGUAGGCACAGUGACAAGUCGCAGCACACAAGGAAAACGCGUAGCUUUGCCUUUUAACGUAUGCCUUUGGUAGAUUUCUGCGGUCUUAACGAUAUCUUUCCUUGGACUAAGAAGAGACCAUAGAGAAGGGGAACCUUCAUUGGAGCUGCUCCUCAAUCAAGUCACUUGAAAAACAGGGAUACUAACUUUAUCACCGACCGUCCUUAUCUGGAAGGUGUUCGAGACGGGUGUUCAAGAACCUACUGAACGGAAGAUUUGGCACGAAACUUCACUUUCACUGAUAAUUGCACUGAGAUUUUUUUUUGCUUUUCUUCCUACGGAGAGUUUAGAUUUUUGUGCUCAGAAUGUAUUCAAGUUUGGCCUUAUCCUCCAACCCCUCCCCUUACGCGCACGAUACCGGGAACUACAUGCAUCCGUCGGCAAGUUCACCUGUAUAUGUGCCCACCACACGCGUACCUGCUAUGCUGCAAACGCUGCCUUACCUACAAACAUGCGAAUCCACCCAUCAGACGCACGGCCUUGGAAACCACCACGCCUGGCCCCAAACUGGCACAGACAGCGCUUCGUUCAAUCCGGGCAGUCCACAUCCCCCUCCCGGGUUCUCUUAUACGCACAGUCCGCCCGUAAGCAGCAGCACCGGUAGGGACGCAGCCUACCAGAAUCCGCUCGUGUUGGGCAACAGUGGACGCGCUGAUCAGUACGGAGGGGCCUUGGUACGCUCCGUCAGCGGCUCCUACUCCAGUCCUUACGCUGCCUAUAUGAGUCCGGACAUGGCUACCUCCUGGACUCCCGGCCAUUUCGAUGGUGGCAUGAUCAGUCUUCAAGGGCGACAAGGAGCUUUGACGGGAAGACGGUCCAGUCUAGACAUGCUCGAGGAGCUGCCUGGCGAAGGCCGCGAGUGUGUGAACUGCGGUUCUAUCUCUACCCCACUAUGGAGGCGAGACGGAACCGGUCAUUACCUGUGUAACGCGUGUGGCCUCUAUCACAAGAUGAACGGAAUCAACCGUCCUCUCAUCAAACCCCAAAAACGUCUGCAGACGACGUCUCGGCGAGCCGGUUUGUGUUGUACUAACUGCCACACUAGCACCACGACGCUAUGGCGGAGGAACGCGGAGGGAGAGCCCGUAUGCAACGCCUGCGGCCUCUACAUGAAGCUUCAUGGGGUACCUAGACCACUAGCCAUGAAGAAAGAGAGCAUUCAGACAAGGAAACGCAAACCCAAGAUGCCCAAAACCAAGACCUCGUCAGGUUCUUCCGUGUCAGGCACUACCUCUCCCACUUCCCAGCCCAUUUCAGAGAAUGCUUCCACAAUAAAGAGUGAACCCAGCAUUGCAGCCUCACCAUACGCUGGUCAGACGGUUGUCUCAGUCACACAGGCCUCGACACACCUCGGCAGCACAAGCUCUGGCCCUGCAGACAUCAAAUAUGAGGACUACGCCUUCUCCCCCACGUCCAUCGGACCACAGAACUCCUGGUGUGCCUUAACGCAAGCGUGACACAGUCAUACAUAAACAGACAAAGAAAGAAACAAUUUAAAAAAUCAUCCCAAGUGCAAUCUAGCAAAAGACUUUUGACGAGAACUACCUAUCCCAUCGCCGCCUUUGACGUACAAAAACAGAGCCCCGCCGUUACUGCCCCUCGACGGGCGCGUAUGGACUGAGAGUUUGUCCAGAGUGUACCCAGUGCUGCGGUGCAUUUUGUUGUAGUGCGCCGUGUGUCUGUAUGCGAUGUCAUACGAGUUCACAUCGGUGGCGUUUCACAGAGAUAAAGCAAGUGACAACUCAGCAAACUGUCGCAGCGCUUUUUAUACCAACAAUCGGAGGACCAUAAAAGUAAAAAUAAAUAAGUAAAAAUGCACAGGUUUUUUUUUGUUUUUUUGUUUUUUGGAAACUUCUAAACAUUUAAUUCCUCAACAGAUGACUGUCUUAUGCUUAUUUAUGUUGAGAUAUGAACAGCCUGGACACAUUAAGCUAUCCAGUGAUUUAUAUACAAACACACAUAUAUAUAUAUAUAUAUAUAUAUAUUUUUAUGGUCAUAAUGACUUUGGGGACAUUUGAUGACACCUGCCUUUUUUAGACUGUUUAAAGUUUCCUUAUUGCCUCUAAUCAUUCGAAGUGCUAUUAGUGAUUUGUCCGGUAACCUCAAGUGCAAUGACAAAAAGUUAAGAGACUUUUGAAACGUUUAAUUAUUUUUAAGAUUUUGUUUUGUCCAAAUAUAUUAAUCCUAAUUUUAUUUUACUGUAUUUUGUUGAUAUGUAAGGGAAUUAUAUAAUUGUUUAAUUGGAAUAUAAAACUGUAUCAAAUAA
Molecule: messenger RNA, 3944 nt
Organism: Electrophorus electricus (electric eel)
Lineage: Eukaryota; Metazoa; Chordata; Actinopteri; Gymnotiformes; Gymnotidae
Gene: gata5
Product: GATA binding protein 5
Biological process (GO): negative regulation of transcription by RNA polymerase II; positive regulation of transcription by RNA polymerase II; cell fate commitment
Cellular component (GO): nucleus
Molecular function (GO): RNA polymerase II cis-regulatory region sequence-specific DNA binding; DNA-binding transcription factor activity, RNA polymerase II-specific; zinc ion binding
Source: RefSeq, a predicted model, not a curated record